AUGGGGCAAGAAGAAAUAAGUGAAGUGAUGGGCAGAACAGUGAACAAGGUGGAGGGAGCUGGAACCAGGUCUCAUGUACUUGAGUAUAUGAUGCGUUCUGAUGAGAAAUAUUGUUCAUGUAAGUUGUGCCCAACGAGAUGCUACCUGGAGCUAAUUUGCUCCAUAAUUUUGUGUCAAUCUGUCAGACCCAAUGUUUACUUUCAAUCUACUUUCUCUUUCUGCUCUUCAGUGGGGAAUUGCAAAACUGCGUGGUUUGACCGUGAUAACCCAUCAGGAAAUGGAGAUUAUGAAAUCUUCCCCAAUCUGCGAACUGAGAAUCCCGGUCAGAUCUGCACGGAUCCAAUCGCCUGUGAGGUGGAGACAACGUCAGGGAUUCCGGCCUCACAGACUGGAGAGAACAUUGCCAGUUGCAACGUUUCUACUGGAUUCUUUUGUGUGAACAGCAACCAACGUGAUGGCUCAUGUCAAGAUUACAGAAUACGAUUCACCUGCCCUGAUUUCUUUUGUGGUGUAACCGGACCUCCUGUGGGGAAUUGCAAAACUGCGUGGUUUGACCGUGAUAACCCAUCAGGAAAUGGAGAUUAUGAAAUCUUCCCCAAUCUGCGAACUGAGAAUCCCGGUCAGAUCUGCAUGGAUCCGAUCGCCUGUGAGGUGGAGACAACAUCAGGGAUUCCGGCCUCACAGACUGGAGAGAACAUUGCCAGUUGCAACGUUUCUACUGGAUUCUUUUGUGUGAACAGCAACCAACGUGAUCGCACAUGUCAAGAUUACAGAAUACGAUUCACCUGCCCCGAUUCUUUUUGUGGUGUUACCGAACCUCCGGGUGAGUAUCUCGCUCCCAUGAUAAAGAGGGCAAUGUUAACAGUAAUAUGA
This is a messenger RNA of Leucoraja erinaceus (little skate), 873 nucleotides long. RefSeq names its product cartilage intermediate layer protein 2-like. Lineage: Eukaryota; Metazoa; Chordata; Chondrichthyes; Rajiformes; Rajidae. The coding region runs from base 1 to 873 and encodes 290 amino acids. The record is from RefSeq and is a predicted model, not a curated record. The transcript has 7 exons.